This is a messenger RNA of Dictyostelium purpureum, 1362 nucleotides long. RefSeq lists its product as uncharacterized. The coding region runs from base 1 to 1362 and encodes 453 amino acids. The transcript has 3 exons. The record is from RefSeq and is a predicted model, not a curated record. Gene Ontology annotation, cellular component: nucleus; SWI/SNF complex. NCBI's taxonomy places the organism in Eukaryota, Evosea, Eumycetozoa, Dictyosteliales, Dictyosteliaceae. Gene Ontology annotation, biological process: regulation of transcription by RNA polymerase II.
AUGUCAAAAAAAGAAAAUGGCACAACCCCAACAUCAUCAAAAAAAAAGAAAGCUAAAUUACCAAUCGCUUCAACUAAUAUACCAAACCAAGUUGUAAAUAAAGUUAUUAAUAGUGGUCAAAUUGGAGGAUCAGGGUUACCAACAUUACCACCAUCGGUUACAUUACCCGUUGAAGAGAUCAUGUCAUUUGCACCAGAGUGUUUGUUAUUCCAGCAAUUAUUAGAAUUUGAAGAAAAAUUGGAUAGUUCAAUUAAUAAACGUUUAAUCGACUUGCAAGAGUCUACCAGAAGAACAUCAAAUAAAAACAUUAAAACACUCCGUUUAUCAAUUUAUAAUACAUAUGCAAAUCAAACAUCAUAUUAUCAUUUAGAUAACAAAUCACUAGCAUCAGUCUCGGAAAGAUCUUCGUGGACAUUACGUGUUGAAGGUAGAUUAUUAGAAGAUAAUGAAAUUGGUAAUCACGAUUUCCCAAUAACAAAUAAAACUCCAAAAACCUCCUCACUCCUUGUCCCAACUCCAACCAAAAAAAAGUUCUCUUCAUUCUUUAAAAAAGUAUUUAUUCAAAUUGGUCAUAGAGAUACUUGUGAAUGGGAUAAAUCUCAAACUUUUACAGAAACUGAUGGUUUUGAAAUUAAAAGAAAUGGUAAUCAAGAACUCGAUGUAAAAAUUUUAAUGUAUUUAGAUCAUGUACCACAAAAAUAUAAGGUUUUGGGUGGACUUUCACAAUUAUUAAAUAUUCAUACAGAUACAAAACCAAGAAUUAUUUUAGCAUUAUGGCAUUAUAUCAAAUCUAAUACAUUACUAGACCCAGAUACAAAGAAAAUUACAUGUGAUGAAAAUUUAAAGAAUAUAUUUAAUUUAGAUGAAUUACAAUUUAAUCAAAUACCUCAAUUAUUAAGAGAACAUUUAUCACCACCAGACCCAUUAGAAUUUAAUUAUACUUUGCAUCUUUCAGGAGAUCCAAAAGAUUAUGAACAAGCAUAUGAUAUCCAAGUUGAAGUUGAUGAACCAUUCAAUGUUCAUGGUAACCUUAGAAAAGAUAUUGCAGCUUUCAAUGAAGAGAUUAAUCAACAUAUUCAAAAGAUUUAUCUUCAUAAAAGAAAGCGUGAUUUCAUGGAAAACCUUUCAAAAGACCCAUUAGGAUUCCUUAAUGAUACAACUACAAAUCUCAUUAAGGAUUACCAAGUUUCAAAAUCAAAUACUUCAACUGGUUUCGAAGAAGAGAGACAUGCAUCUUUCUAUUACCAACCAAUGACUGAAGAGCUUGUAAAGAAUUAUUUAUCAAAACAAACCACACCAAACCCAACCCCACAACAAAUUUCAAUGGCACCUUCAACUCCACAAACACCUGCUUCAUCUUAA